This is a messenger RNA of Chlamydomonas reinhardtii, 9542 nucleotides long. RefSeq lists its product as uncharacterized. The transcript is spliced from 18 exons. Lineage: Eukaryota; Viridiplantae; Chlorophyta; Chlorophyceae; Chlamydomonadales; Chlamydomonadaceae. Gene Ontology annotation, biological process: protein phosphorylation. The record is from RefSeq and is a predicted model, not a curated record. Bases 459 to 7391 code for a protein of 2310 amino acids. Gene Ontology annotation, molecular function: ATP binding; protein tyrosine kinase activity.
GUCAUGUUUGUCCUGCGUAAACCUACACAAGCGCUUAGCAAAUACCACCAAACAUUAAACUGCCCGCCACACAUCGUCGUGACAGACGCGAGGGCUCCACCAAAAAUUGCAAGCGCGACAUUUGUUUGCAUACGAUAUUUGUUUGCAUACGAUAUGCAGCCGGCGUUCAUAUGGAUUGCACCGCUCAACCCAGCAGCUCACGACACGGCAAGGCUACUUGCAGCGUUCCAGGGUUCUGCAGUGACACAGCGACACACGACAUUUCAUUGCAACCCGCGGUCCGCCUCGUCGACGCCCGCCAGGACCCUCCACCGGCCCAGCGCUAGCUCGCUGCUAAGGCAGACCUUGUAGGGAGCUCCUCGUCAGCCAGCGAGGUUUGGUUCGCGGUCUAAAAACUUCCCACUUGUUCGUUUGGAUUCGGCCUUGGACGGCUCCGGCACAAUCAAAGCGCCCCUGCGAUGGCUGGGAACUCCCCGUUUUCCCUGUGGCGCGAGCAGCACCUCGACCGCCUCCACCCCCCUCAUCCUCACCACCAGCAUCACCACUCAGCAGCACCAGCAGCAUCGGCAGAAGCCCCAGAAGCCGCUUCUGAGGCGCCGGCGGCUCCCACUUUCUCCCGCCCUUCAACCCCGCUCACAACGCUCGUGCAACCGCGCGCAUACCAACAGCAUCAACAGCAGCACCCGGCAACGGAGCAGCGAAGCGAAUCCCAGCUGCCGGCGAGCGCGAGCACGUCCGGUCUCGGCGCGCUGCCUCUCGUUGUGCACUGCGGCACCUCGCUCUCAGCGCUCGUCUCGCGGCAGCAAUCCUUGCAAACUCAGCAUCAACACCAACAGCUGGCGGAGGCGCCAGUGCAGGCGCAGCAGCAAGACCAGCCGGCGCGAGGAUCUUUCUCGGCGCUCGCGGCUGCGAUCGAGCCGCCGCCAAUCCAGGCCUGCUGCCUGGAGAACUCAUCCGAAGGAAAAGGCAUUGCACUCGCGGCAGCAGCAGGGCCGCCCCACCCCGGCAGCAGCAGCAGCAGUCCGCAGCAGCAGCAGCAGCAGCAGCAGCAGCAGGCGGCAGUAGCAGCAGUAGCUGCAGCGGCCCCCGCACCCGCUGCACCCGCCACUGCUGGUGUUCCGGCUUCCCUCUGGGUCGCCACUCCCCCCGGCUGUCACAGCGGCAGCAGCAGCAGCAGCCCAGCAGCAUCAGCCCCGGCGUGGGGUCAUGCGUUGGCAGCGCCAGCGGCGGCACCAGCAGCCCCCUCGGCCGCAGUCGCCCCACCAACUCCCUACGGCCCAGACGCGCACCAGCAGCAGCAGCCUUUGUUCCAGCGCCAGGGGCAGCAGCAGCAUUGGCCCUGCUGGGCUUCGCAAUCUGCGGAGGUAGCAGCCGACGGCUCUCGCGCAACAUCAGUAGCAGCAGCAACAGCAGGCGCUGACGCGCUCGCUGCCGCAGCGGCUGCGGUGUUUGCAGCGUCCGACCCGCACAAGCUGCUCCGUCUACAGGUGCACGCGCGCCGGAGCCUUGACAACAGCAGCCUCCGGCCCUCGCAAGGCUUCGCCCUCGCAGCAGACAGCGGCGGCAGCGGGGGCUCGGGCGCAACCCCACACGCGCACGCGCACGUGUUUGUCGCGGGCAGUAGCAGCAACAGAAGCAGUGCCGGCACCCACACCGGCCCUUGCAGCAGCAGCCACAGCGGUGCAAACAGCGGAGGCGGCGUAGCAGCCAGCACAACCGCCAAUUACUGCUACAGCGGCGGCGCAGCCGCCAUCGGCACAGGCUGUAGCAGCCCGGCGGCGGCCAGCCGCAGCAGCAGCAGUAGCUGCGCCGCUCUUCCCUCCCGCGCCGCGUCGGUCGAGGCGGCGGCGGCAGUAGCAGCGGAGGCGCUGUCGCUGUCGUCGCGCAGUCCGCCGGCACUCCCUCAGGUGCUGGACACGGUGUUCAGGCACGGCCCACGUCGAGGAGCCAGUGCGUACCCGCAGCUGCAGUCGCAGUCGCACACGCCGCAGCCGGCGCCCGCUGUUGUGAACCCGGCAGCGGGCUCAGAACAGGCGCGCUCAUUGAUUGCUCUAGAGGAGAUAGCGCAACCAAUCCAGCAGCAACACGUACAUCAACAACAACAGCAACAACAACAGCAACAACAACAACAGCAGCAGCAGCAGCACGCCCUCUUCCUGACUGCGGCUGUAGCAGCUCACUCCAGCGCCAUGCAGCAGCUACAGCAGCUGCAGAAGCAGCUGGAGGCGCAGCAGCAGCUGAUCAACGCCGCCAUAGCGCAGGCGGAGGCUGCUACUGCCGCCACCAGCGCCAGCCCCGCUGCUACAGCCGGCGGCGGCGGCUUGGCCGGCGGCGGCAAUGACAUGAACAGCUUUCUGGAGGCGGCGGCGGCGGCAGCGCAGGACCCGACGGCCGCGCUGGCGGCUGCGCUGUCACCUGCGGCGGCGGCGCUGACGGCGCCCGCGCCCGCUGCUGUGGCCGUGCCGCCGUCGGCCGCGGCGUUGACUCCGCUAAUGGCUGGCGGCGCCGCCGGCAGUCCGGCGUCGCCGCUGACGAUGGCGGCGCCGCUGACCCUGACGGCCGUUGACGCCCAAGCAGCGCUGCAGAGCCCUACCGCGGCUGCGGCGCUGCUGGCGGCGGCGCUGGCGGCGCCAUCGGCGGCGGGCGGCGGCGGAGCCGCCGCUGUGCCGUCGGCGGCGGCGCUGCAGGCAGUGUUUGGCUCGCCGGCAUCGCAGCUGCUGGCGCCGGCGACGCCGGCACAGCCCACGCCGCCGUCAGCCCCAGUGCCUGUGGCUGUGCCGCUGUUCGCCUCGCCGCCGACGGCGUCGCCGCCAACGGCGUCGCCGUUGGCGGCGGCGCUUGGUGCGGCUGCGGCUGCGGCGGCGGCACCAGGCGGCGGCGUGAUGUCGGUUACGCCCGCUUCAAUGGCGGCCGUGUCGGACGCGCUGGCAGCCAUGUCCGCGAGUGCUACCGCCGCCGCCGCCGCCACCGCGUCGCGUCAGCAGCAGCAGCUGGCGGCGGCGGUGGCGGCGGCGGCGCCGCAGAGCCAGCUGCAGCAGGCGGCGCAGCAGCAGGAGCUGCAGCACGCCGUGGCAACGCUGCAGGCGGUGCAGGCGCUGCAGGCGGCGGUGGCGGCGCAGCAGCAGCAGGCGCAGUCCAUGUCGGCUGUCGCAGCUACAGCCGCCGCCGCCAGCAACGCCGCCGCCAACGCCGCGCCGCCGCUCUCGCCGUCUCCGCCUGCCUCCGUCGCCUCGUCGCUGCCGUACGCGACAGCGGGCGAGGAGGAGGGCAGCGGCGGCGCCGCCGCUGAUGCCGAUAAGAGCGCCGCCGCCGCCAACGCCGCCGCCGCCAACGCCAUGGCGGCGGCAGCGGCGGCCCAGGCGGCGUCGACGGCGGCGGCAAUGCGACGGAGCGCGGACGGCCCUGCCAGCGGCGGCAGCGCCGUCAGCCACUACUCUGACGCCGGCAGCAGUGCCAUGAACACGUCCGGCGGCGGCGCCUCCGGAGCCGGCGGCGGCGGCGGAGCCAGCGGCCGCGCCAGCGGUGGCGCGCCAGCGCCACUGCCGCCGGUUGGCAGCGGCGGCAGCAGCGCCAGCGGCGUCAGCGUCACCACCGCCAACCUGGUAAUUCCCGCCAGCGGCAGCACCCCGCAGCAGACGGUGGCGGUCACGGUGGCGACGGCGCCGGACGGCCAGCAGAGUGUCACGCUGCCCGCGGCGGCGCUGUCGUCGCUCAUGCCGCCGACGCCGGCGGUGGCGGCGGGAGGCGGCGCGCUGCAACGCUUGGGCCGCGACGCCGCCGCCGCAAGCACGAUGACGCCUUCCCAGGUCGGUGCCAUGCAGGCCGCCGCGGUGCCGCCGCUGGCUCCGCCGCCGCCGGCUUCCGCUGCCGCUGAUGCUGCCAGUGUGGCCGCUACCGCCGCGGCGCAGGACCUGUCGGCUACAAUCCAAAUGCUGGCGGCGGCGGCGGCACAGCAACAGCAACAGCAGCAGCAGCAGCAAGCGGCGACGUUUGCGUCGCGGCUGGCGCCGUCCCCAGCGUCGCCAUUGCCGCUGCCGCCGGCGUUGGCACCCACCACAACGUCCACCCUAGCCGCCGCCACCGCCGCCGCCGCCGCGCUAGGCCUGGCGCCGUCAGUGACGCCCGCCGCCACCGUGCUGUCUGUCCCGGCGCCGGCGGCGCUGAAGGUCAUGCCAGCAGCAGCAGCAGCAGCAGCAGCAGCAGCAGCAGCAGCGCCGCUGCCCUUCGGCGCUGGCGCCGGCGGCGCCACGGUGUCUACUGCCGCUGGCGGCGGCGGCGGCGGCGGCGGCGUGACGCUGGAGGAGGCGCUGCUGGCGUCCAAGAUGGCCGCUGCGGAGGCCACGGCCGCCAGCAGUGCUGCCGCCUCCGCCGCGGCUGGCGGCAGCCUGGACCAGCAGUCAGUGUCCUCGGCGACCAGCAGCCUCGCAUCCGCGCCCGCCACUUACGGCUACCGCCCCGCCGCCGCCGCCGCCGCCGCCAGCCCUGCGGCGUCGACCUGCUCUCUGGCGGCGGCGGCGGCGGCGCUGGCCAAGGCCUCCGCUAGCAUCCAAGGCCUGGCGCCGGCAGACCUGGCGGCGGCGGCGGCCGCCGCCGCCGCCGCCACCUCCGGCAACGCCUCCGCCGCCUAUACCUCCGCGCUGCUCAGCGCCGCCGCCAACGCCGCCUCCGCCGCCUCGGCGGCGGCGCCGCCGCCCUCCUCUGGCGCGCCCUCCCUCUGCCCGUCCAUUGGCUCCACCAUCUCUUCCUCAACCGUCAACACCGCGGCGGCGGCGCCGCCGCCGCCGCCAACGCUGACGCCGACGCCGUCGACCGUUGUACGCACCACGCCAACGGCGGCGGCGCCGCCGCCAGUGGCGCCGGCGCCGGCGGCGCUGACGCUGCAGUCACUGCAGGGCACGUUGGCUUCCGCCAGCCUUGCCAACAGCCUGCUACAGCCGUCGGCGGCUCAGGCGGCGGCGCUGCUACAGCCGCCGUCGCUGUCGCCGCCGUACGCCAGCAUCGGCGGCAGUAGCGCCUACAGCGGCGUGUCGGCUUGGAGCGCCCCGGUGGCGGCGGCGGCGCUGGGCCAGUUGUCGGGUGCCGUGGCGGCGCCUGGCGGCGGCGGCGGCGGCCGCGGGCUGGCGACGGCGGCGACAGCGCCUACGGACGCCAUGGCGGCGGCGGUGGCGGCGGCGUCGGCGGCUGCCGCCGCGGCGGCGGCAGCUGCAAAGGACGCACGGGUCAAGGUGCUGCUGUAUGCGGGCGGCGCCUUCAGCCGCUGCCCCAGCGGCGUGUGGGAGUACGGCGGCGGCGAGACGCGGCUGGUGGGCCUCACGCGCGGCGGCAGCUACAGGCAGCUGGCGGCGGCGCUGGCGCGGGCGGCGGGGCUGGGGUCAGCAGGCGGCGGCGGAGGCGGUGGAGGCAGCGGGGGAGGCGGAGGCGGAGGCGCAAGUGGUGGGGGAGGUGGGGGUGGAGAGGGCAGCGGGGGCGGAAGUGGCGGCGGAGACGGCGACGGUGGCGAUGGUGAUGAGUCCGGCGGCAGCGGCCUGAUCCUCAAGUACGAGCUGCCCGGGGCGCCCGACCUGCUGGUGGACUUGCGGGGCGACGACGACGUGGCAAACAUGUGGGAGGCGCUGGACGAGUUCACGGAGCAGCAGCAGCCGGCGGCGGCGGCGGCAGGAGCGGGCGGAGCGGGCGGCUGCGGCGGCGCCACGACCGCCAAGUCGUCAUUCAAGCUCAAGAUACUCAUGCAGCGGCAGACCACCUACUCCAAUGCCGGCGGCAGCGGCAGCGCCUUCAGCGGCAGUGCCGCCGUCGGCGGCCGCAGCGGCGCCCAUGGCGGCGGCGGCGGCGGCGGCGCCAGCGUCAGCGCUGCCAGCACCUCCGGCGUCCCGCCGGGGCCGCGCUACGGCGGUGGUGACGGCGGCGGCGGCGGCGGCGGCGGCGGCGGCAGUGACGGCAGCACCGUCACCCCAGCCUCCUCCGCCAGCACUCGCGUCGGCGGCGCUGCCGGGCCGCCGCCGCCGCCGUCAGGGUCCGUGGACGACGAAGCCGCGGUCGGCACUGGCGGCGGCGGCGGUGGCGGCGGCGGCGGCGCCGCCGCCGCCAUGUUGGCAGGACAGUACGGCGCGCCGACGGCGCCGCCAGGCGGCAUCCCGGCGGCGCCGGGCACGGUGCAGCAGGAGGCGACGGCGGCGGCGGCAGCCGCCACCGCUGGCGCCGAAGGCGCCGGCGGCGGCGCAGCCGGAGGCGCGCCCGCCGCGCCGGGCUACGACGCCGCCACCGCCAGCGAGUUGGAGGCUGAGCAGGCUCUGCUGCGGAGUGAGAUUGGCGACCUGGUGCAGUUGGAGCCGCGGGUGGGGCUGUCCGACCUGGAGUCGCGGCUGGAGCUGAUACGGCCCGAAGACCUGGCCAUCAUCAAGUUCCUGGGGAGCGGCGGAUACGGCGAGGUGUACCUGUGUCGCUGGCACUCGUGCGAUGUGGCGGUCAAGUGCCUCAACCCCUCGCUGCUCAUGCCCGACGCCGCGGGCGGCUCCAGCGCUGUGAGCAGUGAUGUGGUGACGGAGUUGCUUCAGGAGGCGGCCAUGUUGGGCGGGCUGAGGCAUCCCAACAUUGUGUGGGUGUACGGCAUCGUGUUGCCGGGCGGUGUGCGGGAGAUCAAGGCCAAACGCGACAGGCUGCGUGCCGAGGGUGACCUGGACGCGGUGCGGCUCACGGCGGCCCUGACCGGCGGCCUGCCCAUCCUGCCCGGGGUCAUCCGGCCGCCGGCGCUGGUGGCCGAGUUCCUGGGCGCCGGCAGCCUGAGGGCGGCGCUGAGCCGGGGGGCGGACUUCCUCCGGAGUGACGUGGUGCGGGUGAAGCUGGCGCUGGAUGCGGCGCGGGGCAUGGAGUACCUGCACCUGAAGCGCAUCGUGCACUUCGACCUCAAGACCGGCAACCUGCUGGUGGGCUUCCGAGAGAAGAGCCCCACGUGCAAGGUGGCGGACUUCGGCCUGUCCAAGCAGCGGCAGCAGACCUACGUGACGGGCGUGACCAGCCUGAGGGGCACACUGCCCUGGACCGCGCCCGAGAUCAUUCGCACGCCCAAGGCCGUGACGGACAAGGCUGACGUGUACUCCUUCGGGGUGGUGAUGUGGGAGCUGUGGACGUUCAGGGAGCCGUUUGACGGGCUGAACUACCACGCGCUACUGCACGCCAUCUCCAUGAGCAAGGACCCCGUGCGACCCGCCAUGCCGGGCAGCCCCGACUGGGAGGGCCCGGAGCCGGACGAGCCCGCGCCCGGCUGGACGGCUCUGAUGACGCGGUGCUGGUCGGAGGCGGCGGAGGCGCGGCCGCCCUUCCCGCAGGUGGUGGCGGAGCUGGAGGGCAUGCUGGCGGCGGUCAAGGCGCGGAGGCGGGCGGGCAGCGCCUGAGGGGGAGGAGGAGGACUGGAGGAGGUGAGGGCGAGGAGGUGGAGGAGCGGAGAGGGAAGGAGGAGCGGAGAGGAGAGGAGAGGAGAAGGACGAGGAGAAGGAGGAGCAGGAGGCGGCAGGAGGGGCAACAGCAGGAGCGGGGGAGAAGCAAGCUAUGGACAGCAAACAUGGAGAGUGGUUCGCACGCCGAGGCUACAACCGGGCCUCGCCCUAGACUGGCGGGCUGGCGGUGGUAUGAAGUUGUAUUCGUCUUCAUUUUCAACACUAGGCCAUUUGGUCCGUGGCACAUGGUAUUGUAGGCACGCAGGCGUGUCAGGAAAGCACAGGGGCCAUUUGUGUGCGUGUAUUUUCAAGCUGAAGGCAAGGGUAGCUUAACGUAUGUGUGCAUGUGCGUGUGUCUGGCUGCGGCGCAAUGGGCGACCGUAGUGAUGCGACCGUAGCGUGUGAAUCUCCCAGGCGCCUUCGUUCGCGGGGCUGGAAUCAAAUCUCGCCCGGCGGGCCAUUUCAGCCGGGGGCCACCCUGCAGCUUACAUGCCUUACAGCCUUUCUACUUUUAAGCUUUCCUGCAAUUAAUAAUUUGCAAUUGGACACAUGAGCGUGAAUGAGGCGUUGUACGGUGGGUGUCACGAGUUCUGUGCGGUGUGGAGAAAGGUGCGUCGAGUGGCCCAUUUGCGCCUCGCACUGCACGCACGGCACAGUCUCACGGCACGCGCUGUCCUUUUUUGUGUCGCUUAUACAUGCAUUGCCCAAUCGCAUUAAUGUAUGCAGAUAGUGUGAAGGUCAAUAUCAGCUGACGGGCUAGUUGAAACAUUAAGGAGCCUGAAGCCUGACUGUCUUCUGGCUGAGGGGGGCGGAGGCGGGGGCAGGGUUUUCUUUUGUGCCCGGUACUAUUAAAACAUCAGAGGCCAACGCGGCGCUGCUUGGGGUGUCGAUUCUUUUUUGCUGCCAGAUACUUUAGCUGUGAGUACAAAUGAAUGUUAAUGUGCACCGCGCACUGCCACUAGGACGGAAGGAGGGAGAACCUUGCGGGCGUGGUGGGAAUCCUGGAGUCCACGAUGCGGGGUGGGGUGUGGUGGAGGAGGUCAGGAGGAAUAGGGUGUGUGUGUGUGUGUAGGUGUGUGUAGGCAGCCGCACCCCACCCAGCCGCCCACGCGCCCAUGUGCAAGCAGGAAAAGCAAGCGAGGUGGGCACACGUAUGGCCGGCCCCACCCCAGGCGGAUGCAGGCUGCCGAUGUUGCCGUCAUGCCGGGUGCUGCUGCCGAUGCCCAUUGACGAACUUGCUGGCGAGCACCCGCAAAAGCGAAGUGAUGCAUGCAUUGUACCGUACACAAUAGAGACACUGCAGCCAGUGACGAGGUACGGCAAGAGUACAGAGUUUGAGGGAUUGUUGCAGGUAAUGAUGAGGACUUAUGAGCAUUUGAGCGGAGGGCAUGGAGGCGUAGAGGAGUGCGAGUUUGAGAUGUGAGUUGGCGCCACCGCGCCACUGCGUGACCGCUCCGGGCGGCAUGCUGAGCCCACAGUGGCUGGUGUGGGGAUACCGGUGCGCGACAGAGGCAUAGACAGGGAGAGGUAGGUGAGAGCCCAGGUAAUGAUGAGCAUAAUUUUACCUCCUGUUCCGGUACCCAGAGGUAUUGGCGCUUUAUGCAUUAGUUCAUUAACGCACGAUACGAGGAGGGGAGACAGGAGCCGGAAGGAGCCAGGGGGCGGACGGGCCGGUCAGGAGGGGUCAGGGCAGUAGGGGUGAUGCGAGGUGGCUUGUCGCGGGGCACGGGAUGCGGGGAUGGGGAUGGGGGCGGCCGGGUGGGGGUGCGGCGGAGCGUGCGGUCGCAGUGGCGGUGGUGGUGGGGAACGGGUGGUGACACUGACACGGUAGUGUGGGUAAUACGGUAGCAGAUAAGUGGAUAAGGAAUGUGUCUCAGCAGGGUGCCGAAUUUGCGGAUGUGUGGCAGCGCGCAGCUGCAGCUGGCAUCUUUGUGUACGGUACGGUCGGGUAAUAAAGUAAUAACUAAGGAGAUGCGCAGGCAGGGGAGUGGACAUGGGGAGGAGGACUCGCGGGUUGAGGGUGGGUGGGGGCGCAGCGCAUGUACAACAAACACGCUCGAGGCCCAAUGCCAGUGGGGGCGCGCGGCCGAGCUGUAAACUGACUAUCAG